CACGUCAUGUCAUUUAAAAUAAAAAUUAUUUAACGAUAAAUCAUUCAAAUUUUGAGUUCACGCGUGCUUAUAAGUUAAUAUAGCUCUAUGGCCAAUCAAGAAUUAUGUAUAGAACAAAUACUUCAGCCUGUCGUGGAAGAUCUGUCACAGGGCGUAUCUCAGCUGGUGCUUUGUAUCGGUACCCUUCAGCAUCAGGAAGUAGAAGUUUCUUCCUCGAUGCUGGAAGCGGUCAAGACGAUUUGUAAUACCACGUCGGCCAUGUCGAACGUAGCAAUCGAUCUGGGAAACAGCAAAUACGCUGAUGCUAAGGAAAUCAAUCAGGGUCUGCAGGCAUCGAGCUUGAGUCUUAUAAAGUGCAGUACAGACUUGUUGAACUCGUUCGAGAAAUUGAGGUCCGAGGAGGUGGACCGAAAAGCUGGUUGGAGAGCUGUGAUUGAUGCGUGCAAAGAUUUAGGGAACAAUACGAUAGAAUUGUUGCAAAAUGUCCACGAAGCCGACGUUUCCUACAUUUGCAUAAGCGCGGAGGCGAGUCUGAACAUCUUGAAGGAGCUCGAGGAGGUUUUCGAAAAGCAAGAUGCUAACUGGGGGCCGAUUGCACAGGAAGCGGUGUCGAAAAUUCAGCACUACAUUGAGUUGAUAGAAUCUCGAGCCACUGUAUCAGUGCCUUACGUGAGGUCUGGCAUAGAGAAAUAUGCGAACAACCUGAAUGAGUUGCUUGAAGAUUUGGUAAAAAGAGCAAAUACUUAUUCAGAAACUAGUGAUAAGACUUAUUUAGAUAAAGUGAAACAUAUAAUUAUAGAAAUUCGAAUAGACGUGGCUGAAUCGGCUGCGUUCAUCAAAAAGAACCACGUGUCUUUUUCCGUCUCUCCGAUCGUUGAGACGCCUAUUCUUGACGAGUUGACCAAACAAGAAGCACCCGCCUCGACGGCCUACGCAACGAGGGUGGAAAAGCCUCUAGACAAGUCUGCAGAAGUUGGUUCGAUGUUGCCGCUAACUCAGAUAACCAAGCUUUCUCGCGCGGUGAAAAAGGACCUGAGCGAGGCGUACGGUACCAAUGAUCCUAAAGAGCUGAAAGGCCUCAUAGACGACAAGAUUUCUCCUGACUUGACUGAGUUGCUGAAUGUGGCCAAGAAAGAAGCGCAAAACACGAACGACGCGGAGAAACGCCGGCGCAUGCAAGACUGCAUCGAGGAACUUGAGAGAAUACUUCCCGCUUACAGAAAGGCGCUUUCAUCUGGUGAAGAGGGAGGGCUGGAGAAGGAGAAGCUGAUGGAUACGAUUUCUUCUGGGAUUGAGUUUUUGGACAUGAUUGAGGACUUGCAGAGUCCGUACAACACAGGGAAGGAUGUAUGCGAUUCGAAAGAGUUGUUGGAGCACACUGGAAAGGAGAAGUUCUCAGAGACCGAUUUUGAUGAGUUGAGUGACAUGGUGACCAAAUUGGAGAACGCGUAUAUUCAUCGCAUGGCAAAUGCGGAUUCGACGGAUGAGCAGCUCGAUGAAGCGUUUCAGUGCUCGCUGGAUGCGGGGAGUUCGCUGAACAAGUUGUCUGAGGCGAUAGAUUCCUCGAACCAAGAGGUGAUCAACGAGAAGGCGAGAGAUCUGAGCCAGCUCUUGACAGACUUUGAGGACGAGGAGGUGAAGUUGGUGAGUUACAUAACAGAUGUGUCGUCGGAUGUGCUGAAUCUGUCGUCGGCGAUAGACCGGAGGGACUCACCUAAGGUGUUGAAGAUGGCGGACCAGUUGUUGAUGAGCAGCGAGAGGGCGCAGAAGCAGCUCGAAAAGCUGCUGGCAGAUCCGAGCAAGUGCAAGACUCUGAGGCAAUCGGACUUGGAAUGGAUGUCACGGUCUUUGCAAUGCUUGAGGGAUCAAGUGAAGAGGGUCAAGGAUAAAUACGAGAAGAGUGCGUCGAAUCCGGACGAAUUGGAGAAAUUGAAACGAGACUUUGACGAGUCUGCCAACACUUGGAAAGAUGCGUAUGCUCACGCGAAGCAAGUGACGGGCACCGAUGCAUCGGAGGAGGGGGGCAGUUUGAAACGCGCGUAUUACAACGCUGAAGAGAUAGACAAGGAUCUCAGUGAGUUGGACAGGCAUGUUUUUGAGGAUAUGAACGAGAUAGGAAAGCGGAUUAGGGAGCACAACCAAAAAGGGACGCCAAAGGAGCGCGAGGAAGACCUGAAGGAGUUGAUUGAGUGUGUGGAUGCUACGAUAGAGUCGUACAACAAGGUAGAUCAGUUGAAAGAUGAAGAGGACAAGGUUUAUCUGAAGGCGCAAGAAUUGUUAGAUCACGUUGACCGGUUGAAGGAUAUGCAAAAGGAGAACGCUUACUUGCCGAGAGACAAGGCAACUUCGGAGGGCUAUUUGCUGAUGGAGUCGGCGAUGAAGUUGGGGAAGAUGCUGCCGUCCCUGUCGGUGGAGAAGAAGAGGCCGGACAUGGGUGCCGUGAUACAGGAUUUAAAAAAAUCGCUUGAGGAGGUGUUGCACUCGAUGGACAUGACGAUGAAGAAGGAGUCUUUAGACGAUCUGCCGAAGAGCGCGGAAGGGAUGAAGAAUAUGUUAGAGGAGUUGGUGAGUGAAGUGGGUGCGCGUCCUACCCCGGCGCAGGCGCUGGAUUGGCAGGCGAAGAGGGCGAAGGACGAGUUGAAGGAGGUGCUGAAGGCGGUGGAUGACAAGGAUGAAGAGAGGUUGAAGGCGUCGUUGAAGGAAUUGAGGAGGGCUGGAAAUCGGCUGAAUUACGCGAGCAACAACUUGCCUUGUCAGAAUAAAAGUGAGGAGUUCCAAAGGCUUUUGCCGUUGAUAGAGGAUCUGGCUGGGAAUGCGAUGAAGGACAAGGGUGCGAGAGACGAGUUAGAGAAGAAGGUGCAUGAGGCAGAUAAGGCGAUAGAUAAGAUGUUGAGUUCGUACGUGACCAAGACGUCGUGUUUGUACGCGAUGGCGCAAGAGCUUGACCGAGUUAGAGGAGCGAUAAGGGAGAUGAAUCCGUCCGUGAAGGAUGGGGUGAAAGAGUUAGUGGAGUUGAACAAGCGUCUCAAGACGUUGGUGAGCCAAGACGGGAACAGCAGACAGAAGGAGUUGGUGGCGGAGAUUGAGGGAAAUUUGUACGACAUGAUAGAGGCUACGAUUGAAAAGAUGAAGGGCGAGGAUGCAGGUGAUGGAAAGGCGGAGGCGGCGUUGGACAAGACUUGUGCGUCGGUAUACAAGACAUUGGCAGAGUUGGAAUCGGACGAGUUGAAGAAGGGUUCAUUAGACAAGAAUUGGAAGGCGAUGAGUUUGGAGGCGCAGAGUGCGUUGUAUGCAGGUGAGAGGGAUGCGAAGAAGAAGACGCUGGAUGCGGUACGCUCGGCAAGGUUAGAGGUGUGCAACGAGGCAAGAGAAGACAAGAAGAAGAGGCUGAAUAACAUUUUGGACGAGCUCGAAAAGAACGCGUUAAAGUUACCGGACAGCAUGAGUGAUGUCAAGUCGAUGAAUGAAGACGAGUCAGAAGCGAGAAAGAACGUGUUGCGUCUAUUUAAGGAGCUUGAUCGAACGAGUUGUGAAGACCCCGCAGUGGAGUGCGCUCGUCAGUCGGCGCGAGUGAGAGCGGAUUUGGCGAGAAUAAAGGACGAGGCAUCUAGAACGUUGGAGUCCGAGGGCUGCAUGGUGGAUAGUGAACAAAUAGAGAAGAGCAUUGCGGACGUGCAGAAAAACACAUUGAAUUGGAGGGCCAAGUACGAGCAAUCGAAUAGGAUACCGAGUGACAGCAGUGCGGACCGACUGAAGGGACCGGGGGCUAUAGAUGGACGGACGAAAUAUUCAAAAACCCAAGAAUCGCAUCCAAAGUCGCAAGAGUUGCCAGCCGGCAAGCAGCGUGCAGAGCCCAAACAGCAUAUGAGUGAAAACGUGAGCGCAGAAUUGGGCAACCUGAUUCAAAAGGUGUCUCAUGCCAGUGGUAAUCUUGAGGAUGCUAAGCACGAGGGAGAAGCAAAACCUCAAGAUUUUAGUGAUUCUUUGAAUUCGAUUGUGUUAGACAUUUCCAAGUCGAUUCAGAAUUACGACCGUCCGAUUGACUCCAAUCAUGCCAUGAAUAGCAUUGGCAUUGCGAACUACCUGCAUGAGUUGGCAGAGGCAUCUCGCCAGGGAAACAGCAAGGACAUGCACGAAAAGGUUGCGCUGAUCAGCAGUAAUUUAGAUAAUUUGAUCCAAGAAAUUGAUGACGUGGCUCGUCGACUUGAGAAGGUUCAUUCCGCGGAGCACGCAAGGUUGGUCCAACUGAGAAUGGCCCUCCAGAACUACAAGGUUCAGCUCAGGAUUUUAGUCUCGGUGAAGGCCAUCUCUAUAGAGAAGAACGCCGAUACAGAUGAGAGUAUUUUAUCUAUUACCCGACUGAUAGGUGAAAAGUUGAAUGAGUCGCUUCGUCUUAAUUUCAUUCGCCGAGCUUUUCUCAAAGAUAAGUAAAAAGAUGAGAGAGUGUUGGGGGAUUACAUCGAAACAAGGCGCUUUCCUACCAUCUUCUGAUAGGAUGCGUCCUUGCGUUGGGAUGCUGUCGUACAUUUGUAGUCUUGGUUGUGAAGUCGUUGUCACUUCUAUAAAGGAGGCAGGCUUGACGUCAUGUCCCGAGAGACGUCAGCCGACCACUAGGUUUUAUUGGGUCCACACGCCCUCCGCCGAGCGUGCAGAACGUUCGAGAAGAUGCCACGGAGGCAGUCGAAUGGACGAGAGGUCCGAAACGCGGUUGAUAAAAAAUUCCCCUCACGCGAACCACAUGUUCGAGUUGAAAAAGCCCUUUCACAAACGUUUUUCUUUGGCGUUCAAAAACAGGCUCAUCCGACCGAAGAAUUCCUCUGACGUCUCUUCGUUCUCGUCGCUUAGCAUUUCCUUGCACACUUCGAUCGUCUUUUUAACUCUCUGUUUAAAUAGGGAGUCUGGCACGUGUUUGUUUGCUUGUUGGUGAAUGAGCCAAGAGAUGAUUUCGCCCU
Molecule: messenger RNA, 4952 nt
Organism: Schistocerca gregaria
Lineage: Eukaryota; Metazoa; Arthropoda; Insecta; Orthoptera; Acrididae
Exons: 3
Coding region: 88-4431 (1447 amino acids)
Molecular function (GO): actin binding
Source: RefSeq, a predicted model, not a curated record